AUGGAGAACAGGUAUUUUUUGGCUAAAUUUCAUCUUAAAUUGGAAAUUGGAUUAAAUAAACCACUAAGGACAUUUCUUUUGACUGUAAAUCACAAGGGUGAUUCUGGGGACCCUGGCAGGCCUGGCAUUCCAGGACUAAACGGUAUCCCAGGACGAAAGGGAGAAAAAGGUGAUAGUGGUCUGAACAGUCUUGAUGGAGCUCCUGGACAAAAAGGAGGGAAGGGUUCGACUGGUUUCCCAGGUUUCACAGGGUUUAAGGGAUCUCCUGGUGCACCAGGAGCUAAUGGGGCUCCGGGUCGGCCUGGUCCGGUUGGACCUAAAGGUGAAAUGGGACCAAAGGGAGAGAAGGGGAGGAGAGGCAGAGGAAAGGCCUGUCAACGGGGACCUCCUGGAAUUCCUGGCCUUAGAGGCCUGAAUGGGGAAAUGGGAACCUCGGGCAUGAAAGGAGAAAAAGGGGAGCCAGGACUUGGUGUGGAGGAAGUGAAGGAUCUUGUGACAAAGGAGGUGGUUGAGAAGUGCGGAAAGGAAACUCCUGAUGGUGAACACCGAUGAUACAGAUGAUGGGAAUAUCCUAAGGGAAGAGAGAAGAGCAGAUUCUGCUUC
This is a messenger RNA of Sinocyclocheilus rhinocerous, 603 nucleotides long. Its product is annotated as macrophage receptor MARCO-like. Bases 1 to 552 code for a protein of 183 amino acids. Lineage: Eukaryota; Metazoa; Chordata; Actinopteri; Cypriniformes; Cyprinidae. The transcript is spliced from 7 exons. Gene Ontology annotation, cellular component: extracellular matrix. The record is from RefSeq and is a predicted model, not a curated record.